CGUCACCCCCUCCUCGUCGGCGACUCGGCCAGAAAACCCAAAUCCACUUCACCACCAUAUCUCGCCGCCGUCCCUGUCGAUCCAGACCCCACCCCGUCACGUCCCCAUCACCUCACCACCGGAGUCCCCGCCGCUCAAUCGCCCCACCGCAGCCUGUGGCCUCGCCUUCCCGCGCGCCGUGCCGGGCUUGCUCUCCGCAGGUCAAAGAACCGGCUACCCUAACCCUAGCAUCCUCGGCUCGGCUGUAGAAGAGCACUGGGGGCGUGAGAGAGGGAGUCACCAGCCCUCGUGACCUCCUCCCGCUUCUACCUCGCCCCCGACGCUUGCGAAAAUGGGGAUCUACAGAAAUCCCACCUCACUCCUCUCAAACCCCUCCCUAUAUUUUUUUAGGCUUUGAGAAGAGAAGAAAGGCUGGAAUGCCAUCGCUUCAUUCUCCAAUUCACCAAUCUGGUAAUGUUUAAUUUCUUGUACUGUGUUAUUUCUGUCCAGUGCACAUUGUGUCGAGCGUCCCCCUCACAUAGUGGCUGGCACACGUUCUAGUAUCAUCAGUGCCGUCCAAAUUUGGUUACCUGGAUGAUUGUUGCUGUGAAUCUAUGGUAAAGGAUUUCUUGGGUCGCAAGUAGUCACAUUAGGUAUUUCACACUGCUUUAUUCAAACUGAAAAUGGUAUGUAGUUUGUUCAAAACUUUAUUUGCUAUAGAUGGCAUACCUCAGGAAGGUUUGCCCCCUUGUCGCAAGCAACAACAUCAGUUAUCAAUAGUAUUAAAAUGCAUUGAUAUUUUCCUAUUUUGUAGAGGUGGUGUUUCCUUCAGAAUUUUGUGUGAUUUUUUCAUGCAGAGAUGAGUAUUCUAGGGUAUUCAUCAUAUCGAGCAAUGAUUGCGCCAGAAAACUGCCAUAUUUGUUUCUUUCUACUGCUGAGCGUCUUGUACUGUGUCGUUUCUGCAUGUUACUUCUAUCCAUUCCAAUUUCGUUCACGUGUUCCGCUUAGUGAGUCGACAACCGUUGCUGUACUAUCAUUAGUGCGGAUUUGAUUCCUUAGAUGUCUGGUGUUAAACUGCUCGUCAUCUUAUGUUGAACGCCUGGAGAAUGAAUUGUUUGCUGCAGGAACAGCUAUUAGGCUGCACAGCAUAUAAUUUAAAACUUUAAUUAUUGUUGCUUAAAUAUUACAGAAGGAAGUAUGAGUCAAGAAUAUCUGGUAUUGGUACUUGUAAUUGUAGAAAAUAUUUCUUCAUUUGCAAGUAAUUUUAAUGUGAUUUUUAUGCAAGAAAUUACUCAAAUCUAAAUGUCAUCUCUCAUUUGAGCUUUUAAUUGCCAUGGCUUGAUAUGGCACACAAAGAUUGAAUCAUCAUUUUUUUCUAUAUAUGGCAAAAGCUAUUUACGUUACCAGUAAAAAAGGGUCUUGGUAUUGAGAAAUAAAUUCUACAAGACUAAUAAGACCUCCUAACCUUUUGGACCCUUGAUUAGACCUCCUAUAAAUCAUGAGACAUGGCGAAUAGGUGAAAUGAUUGAUUUAUUCUACCACGUGUCGUUAGAUUGAAAGGGCCGAAACUAAAUCUGAGUUUGUCCCAUAGGAUUCUUCUUCCCUUGGUUUCAGUCCUUGGUACGUCCAUUUUUGAGCCGUUACUCCUGCAAUUUCAGGUCUAUCCUAUAAAAUAAAUUUGAUAUCCAUUUUCUCAGGGGCUGAGCAGUGUUGGGGCCUCUGGGGUGCCUCACGUCACUAUAACCAUGCUGGCUUUAUUGAAAAUUGGGAUACUAUGAGUUUUUUUUUCCAAGCCUUGUUGAUUUGCAGACUGCAAGCAGUGCCUAGACACCAAAGGCAGCCUUGCAGUUUUUUUAUCUUGUGGUUACAGGAUGCAACCUCGCAAGCAUCAAUGGAGAGGCAGGUUGGACUGGUAUGCUGUGUGGAUAGCAGUGUAAAUAAACAGCACCAAAUUUUCAUGUUUCUAGCGAGUGAGAAGUUUAAAUACAUCUUCAAUUUAACUAAAGAAUACAGAUAACGCUUUAAUACUUCAAUUGGUUUUUCUGUUGAUUUUUAAAUUCUAGAGGUUGGCAAAUGGUAAUGCUUACAUACUUUACAGCACUAUCAGAGAGUGAUAACCCAAACCACUUUCACCCGAACACUGUCAUAUUCCUGUUUGAUCCCCAUCAACUUGUUUUCGGGACAGGCUUCAACAGCUAACUGUGGAGCUGAUAUGUCUGCUACAGAUCUUUUCUUAGGAGAACAGAAUCAUAGGGACACUACAGAUCUUCAUUUUUUAAGGAACCAACUUAACUAGACUUUUUAUUUUAUACUGUUGUAUGCUUUAUUCAGUUGAUGUUCGUUGUGCAUUUAGUACAUCUGUGUUGUGAGUGCUGGUGAUGCUGUUCUACUAAUAUUCCAUUAUUAUUUCACCAACUUGUUCUAGAAUCCUUACUCUGUCACUAAUUUUCUGUCACAAAUUCUUGAACUGUGUUUUCUAUUUGAGAGACAUUUAUUUAUUAUCUUAUACAGGGCCAUCUUCUACGACUGAGAUAUCAAUAUGAAGGGACGGCUGCAAUUGUAUACAUAUUAGAGUUAGUUUUCUUUUUCUAUAUUUGUUAGGAGUUAGAAGCAAGGCUUCUCAUGGCAUCACCACAAGAAUCCAAUUCUGUGUGCUUGAAGCGGAAACUUGUUGAUGACUGCCUGUCAAAAGACUGCAAAUCUCGCCGUGUGAAAUCUGAAAAUGGGCCCUCGUUUGAUCCAUCUGCUAAACGCUGCAACUGUUGUUGCACGCGACCUAACCUUGCCAAUGAUUGUGUCAAUUUCCUGAAGAGUGGAGCGCCUAGCCGUAUCAUGUAUUACAAACAAGGUUCUUGGCACAAUUUUCCUGAGCAAAUAAUGAAGUCCCUCAUUGAAGAAUUCAGAGGCAAUAAAUCGAGUGUUGUAUCUGUGAUGGACGAUGAGCCCAUUCUUGUUGAUUUCCUGUCGAUGACCCUGGUGAACCUAAAAACCAGAAAGCAGCGGUCUGUUGCUUGGUUUGAUGACACUGGCAAGCGUUUCUUUCCUUCUCUGUUCUUUGAUGAGGAAAGUGAUGAAAUGACCAAAGGUGAUUCUGGUAACGUUGACAGCACUGCACAGGGAAUAAUGGUAGACAAGGCUGCAACUUCUCCACCGGAAGUGGUCAAGCAAGUUGUUCUUGAAUCUAACCCUCCAGUUCCUGAUAAACCUUCGACUGUUGACGUAUUGCGGAAGAAGAUCACAUCUGUGGAAAGAGGCAGUGAAAGCUUUCUAUUUGUCCAGGACCUUUUCCUCUCAGGCAUGGAUCCAUUUGCAACACCAAGUAACAUUCUUCAUAUCCACCGCUACUCUCCGAAUGAUAUCACUGCACAGUGUAGAUUUGAAGCUUUUGAAAGACAGAUGAAGUCAACUAAAGAAGCACGUGGUGAUGCAAAUGUAAGGUAUGGAUGGCUAGGAUCUAGGAAGAAUGACAUAGUUAGGAUUCUUAUUAAUGGUUUGGGUACCACUGCAAAUCCUGUUGAGAAAGCAGGUUUGAGUGCUGGUGUAUAUCUUUCACCAGAAAACCGAGCCUUUACCAGUGUUGGUCUUUGUGAUGUUGAUGAAAAAGGAGUGCAGUAUAUGUUGCUGUGCCGUAUGAUAUUGGGAAACAUGGAAGCUGUUGAACCUGGAUCACAAGAGUCUUUUCCAAGCAGUGAGAUAUAUGAUUCUGGUGUUGAUGAUUGUUCAAACCCAAAGUGUUAUGUGAUGUGGCCAUCACAUCUAAGCACUCACAUCCGUUUAGAAUAUCUUGUUAGUUUCAAGCUUGUCCCAAAAGUUCGACAUUAUUUGCUUGACUUGAAGGGUUUAUGGUUUAACCCAUCACCGAAGGAAGUUGCAAUGGAUAUUUCUACCCUUCAACCUGUAAUGUCUGAAACAGGUGAAGGACCAAAUUCUCCAUGGAUAUCAUUCAGUGUUUUGUUUGGAGUGAUUCAGGGCAAUAUAUCAUCUGUAGCAAAGGAGCUUCUCUUCCAUCACUAUGAAGAGCUGAAGGAAGGCAUAAUUUCUCGUGAAGAAAUGGUGAAGAAAAUGAUAAUAAUAGUUGGAGAAAAAAUACUUUUGGAGGCCUUGAAGAAACUUCAUUACUGUCCAUCAUUAUGGUACAAGCCUUCUGUUGAAACUGUCUCUAGUGAUCCCGUAAUGGCAGCACCAGAACAAUCCUUGGACAAGUCAGAUAUGGUGUCCAAAGGCCAUGAUUGUCUGGCAGCAAGUGGUGUGCCAGAAAAAUCUAGUUCUACCAGUGCCAUAAGUGGGGGUUCUGCAAGUGUGGAGGCCAAAGGCAGAGAUUCUCCUAUGCAAAUCAUGCCACCUGGAAACCUGGCAACCCCGUGUGCCAAAAGCCAAGAUUCUUUUGUGGGAAGAGUGGCACCUAUAGUUCAUGAUGGCCUUUUGAGGACGAUUUCCGGAAACUCUGCAUCUCCUGGUCGGGAAGUUUGCAAAUCUGCGACACCAAACGCAGGGUGUUCUGGUUAUGCUUCUCUAGCACAAACUAAUGCUUCGAAACCCCAUGGAGUUUCUGCUCCAGGUCUCACUCCUAAGGGCUAUGAAUCUGUUGUACCAAGCUUGGCACUUGGAAAUUCUAAAAGCGCAGGCGUGAAACGUCUGAAUUCGGCACCAAAAAUGACACCUGAAGGCCAGGAAUUCCUUUCACUGGGUAUUCGAUCACCAAGCCCAGCACCUCAUUUAGUAAAACUCCAGGCCAUUUCAGCAUCGGUUGCCAUACCUCCAGUUCAUGUUCCAAGCCUCAGGAAAUCACUACCAAUGAGCACCGAGGGCCGUGAUUCUCGGGGGCUGCCUAUCACGCCAAAUGGCAAUGGUGGCUCAGCAUUUAGUAAAGCGCCAAAGCGCCAUGAAUCUCCGAUAGCUGAUACGAUCACAAAGGGCCAUGAUUCUCUAGCACUGGGUAUCUUGCCAAAAGGCAAUGGUGUUCCAGCAUCAAGUAAAGUGCCAAAGCGCCAUGAAUCUGCUAUAGCUGAUACAAGCACCAAGGGCCAUGAUUCUAUAGCACUGAGUAUCACGUCAAAAGGCCAUGACGGUGCAGGAUCAAGUAAAACGCCAAAGCAGCCAGCUGAUACGCUGCCAGAAAGCGGUCACUCUCAAGGCCAGGAUGUGGCCAGUAAGGUCCAUAAAGCCCCCAAACCAAUAACAGGGGAGCUGAAAAAAGAGCAGGCUGCAGUACCCGCCGCCCAGGAUUAUCCAUCUGGGCCGAGCCUUGAUGCUAGCAGCCAUGUUACUGGGGCAGCCAGUGCCCUUGUCGCCCUAUCAACUCUGCGAGAGAAGGGUGGGCUCUAAGAGCAGCACGCAGAAGCAGCGAUUAAAAAUCGCGUUGUCCCUCCGGAUCAGAUCCUUGUUAUGCACAUGUGAUGUUCCCUGUUUCCAUGCACAUGUGGUUGUAGCUCUGGUUCAGACCGGUGGGAAUGUAUGGAUUAGUUUAUCUCCUAGGACAGGAAUCACCCCGUCAACUCUGAACAUAUAACUCUGCUUCAUCCGUGGUAGUAUGGUUGCUUCUGGUGCUA
Molecule: messenger RNA, 5528 nt
Organism: Setaria italica (foxtail millet)
Lineage: Eukaryota; Viridiplantae; Streptophyta; Magnoliopsida; Poales; Poaceae
Exons: 10
Coding region: 2602-5304 (900 amino acids)
Molecular function (GO): NAD+ poly-ADP-ribosyltransferase activity
Source: RefSeq, a predicted model, not a curated record